Messenger RNA from Pecten maximus, 1177 nucleotides. RefSeq lists its product as uncharacterized. The record is from RefSeq and is a predicted model, not a curated record. Bases 341 to 1177 code for a protein of 278 amino acids. Gene Ontology annotation, biological process: regulation of DNA-templated transcription. NCBI's taxonomy places the organism in Eukaryota, Metazoa, Mollusca, Bivalvia, Pectinida, Pectinidae. Gene Ontology annotation, molecular function: DNA binding. The transcript has 2 exons.
AACACAGGGGCAUGUCUAGUUUUAUAUUACAAAAAAUAGUCGGAAAUACCUAUAUAUAUUGACAAGGGAAAUAUCCUAUCGCCAUUGAAAUUCUGACCUAAUUUUUUAAAACUUAUUUUUCCGAACAAAAUAUCCACCUACCUACAUAAUCCUACUACCGAUCUCUUCAGGAGACUUCAAUCUAUCGGUUUAUACACGUUUUAUAUAUGUAAACAUCCAUCAUAGCCGCCGAAAUCAAACUUUAAUCGGCUCAUGCGGCGGAGACCAGCUGAAUUUUUCGAGCCUAAGACCACAUGACCUUCACCUCUUUCGGAACCUCUCGGAUGAUACUUUUGCGGCUAUGGGAGUGUCAUGGUUGUGUUCCAAGCUGAAAUAUGAUACAGAUGAGCCUGAAGAUGGAAUGGUCGAUAAGCAGCAAUUAUAUGAAUUGUACAAAAAGCAAUGUGACAAACAUUCAGUGAAAUCACUAUCUAUUACUUGUAUUGCUAAAAUUGUGUGUAAACUCUUUCCGGACAUUAAAUUUUCCAGAAUAAGGACAGGAGGAAAAAGUGGGUCCAACAACCGUAAAAAUGUGUUUAAAGGAAUAUCAUUCUGUGGUCUUUCUCAUGACAACAUAGAAUUUAUAACUGUUGAAAAUUUGCAACUUCAACUAGAUGAAUCAUGCUUUCUUUCAUCGAGAACUCACGAAUCGGCCAAUAUCUUGAUGCCUACAAACAUUUCUGCAAAUGGCAACAUGUUGAUGAAAGAAAUCUGCUUGAAUUUUUCCAACAUGAAAUGGCAGCUGAAUGUCCGUGGGAAAUCGAUUGACUUGUCAAAUCUCGGAAUAAGUGAUAAAUUUGAUCGGAGUGUCAGUAACUUCAAGACAAUUCUGCGCAUUGUGAAAAGUUUAGACUUGUGUGUAGGUUGUGACAAGGAUGAAAAAACUCCAGUACCUAAUCACAUACUAUGUGAACAUGUAACACUAUCUGAAAAUGGGCAACAGACCACAAUAAAAAAACUCAGAAGUCUUCAUUGUCUUGGUGUUAUAAGUUGGUUUUCAAUAAAAGAUGUCUGUUCAAGAUGCAGGCAUAAUUUGCAGUCAUUCAUUAGUAACCCGAAAGAAAAUGAAAAUACUGUGAACUUGGACGCUGUUUGUGACAAAGAUUCGGAACGCUUCUUGGCUGUACGACCACUGUGA